Molecule: messenger RNA, 947 nt
Organism: Uranotaenia lowii
Lineage: Eukaryota; Metazoa; Arthropoda; Insecta; Diptera; Culicidae
Exons: 5
Coding region: 60-947 (295 amino acids)
Biological process (GO): tissue regeneration; cell adhesion
Cellular component (GO): membrane
Source: RefSeq, a predicted model, not a curated record
ACAGUUGUCAGUCGGGUUUGGGUGUUUUAAAACAUUUUUUUGUUAGUUAAACUUACAACAUGGAAAAGCCACCGAAAAGUGCCAAACAGCAAUUGCUACAAAUUGCCGGUGAAACUCUGCUGGAAAAGCUCAAGGAGUAUAAGGAAAACAGAAAGAAAGCGUCCGAAAGCGGUGUAAGUCUAUUGGACGAAGUCAACAAUUCGGAAAUGGUUUCGGAAUCGGUGGGUCCCCGGGAACCCAAAGGUGAAUCCGUUAAAGAUUCGAAUGCCUCUAGUAAGGAGCUGGUUCGCUAUCAUUCGGUCGUUGAGAUCAACGAGUUCGACGAUGAGUUCGGAAGCUGUAGGAAUUCGUUGGAUAACAUCUACCACGUGACGGCAUCGGCGGAAUUUGAUGAAAUUGACAAGGACGGAGAGUUAUUCAAAAAGAAAGACACAGAUGUUUCAGAGGUCAAAGUCGACACAAAAUGUCCUCCCCCCAAGAAUGAAGGCAUGAACCAAGAGCUGUCGAACUUCGUCCAGAAGAAAUCGAUCGCCCAAGGAAUGAUGGAUCUGGCCCUGGUAUCGGCCAACACAAACCAGCUGCGCUACGUGAUGGAUCUUGGCGACAAACAUCCGUAUUUCUUCACCAGCCUGACCCUGAUUAUCACCAGUUUAGUGAUGCAGCUAAUCGUCGGUCUGGCCAUGAUCUUCAACAGCAGGUACAACAUUCGCAAAAAGAACGAAAUGCGAGAAGCGGAUCGAAUCAACGAUUUGUCGGUGAUUGGCAUUUUCCUAAUUACGCUCAUCAACGUGUUCAUCUCGACUUUCAAUGGAUCCAACGCGGGGUCUUUCAGUAGCGGAGAGGUUUUCACAAUGGCCCCUUCGAAUGUUUCCUCGACCAGCUCCGAUUUGGUGACAUCGACCGAAGGAAGUUUGCUCGAUGGAAUUGAGCUUGGAUCGGUUGGGUAA